AAAUUGUAAUACCAUCCCUCUGAUUCUCUUCUCUCAACUUUCAUAAGCCCGUCUCCCCAAACAAAGAAGCCCUGCUACUGCUUAGUUCUUCUUACUACCCUUCUUUAAACAAAAUCGACUGUUGUCCAUUUACAAAUGGCAGUGGUUCCAUUUCUCUCCAUGAACGUUGUUUCUCUCGAACACUGCAAUUCUCCUUUUCGAUACCUACUUUCUCUCUAUGCUUAGCUACUGAUACCCAUUUCUCCCAACACUCUUGCCGAGCAAAACCCACCUUUGGAAAAUCGUAUCAUUCCCAAUUUAAAAUGACGAAAAGCGAAGAGCAGGAGGAAGAGACCAUUCAGUUUUUCGAUUCAGGCACCAAGUCGAAGCCGUUGUACAGGCUCCAUGGGCGGCCCGUUGGGGUUUUGGCGAUCUUUGUGGUCAUUGCCUCCGUAAUCCUCUGUUUCUUCUACUUGGAUUACAGGGAAGUGAUUGGGACUGUGAACAGGGUUCCCAAUUGGUUGCAAUUCGGAAAUGAGAGGAAAAGUGUGGAUUUUUUGACGGAGGAAGGGAAUGGGUGCGACAUUUUCGAUGGUGAGUGGGUUUGGGACGAAGAGUACCCUCUCUAUCUCGCCAAAGAUUGCACCGUUUCAGAACCAGGGUUCAUGUGCAGAGAAAAUGGACGGCCUGAUGUGUUCUUCACCAAGUGGAGAUGGCAGCCCAAGGAUUGCAACUUGCCCAGAUUUGACGGGAAGUUGAUGCUGGAGAAGCUGAGGAACAAGCGGUUGGUGUUUGUUGGGGAUUCGUUGGGGAGGAAUCAAUGGGAAUCCAUGUUGUGCUUGUUAUCCUCUGUUGUUGCCAACACGAGCUCUGUUUAUGAAGUGAAUGGGAAUCCAAUUACGAAGCACAAAGGGUAUUUGGCGUUCAAGUUCGAGGAUUACAACUGCACGGUGGAGUAUUACAGGUCUCCGUACCUUGUUCCGAUGGGCAGGCCUCCUCCUGGGGCCAAGGUUCGACUGACGCUGAAACUGGAUCUGAUGGAUUGGAGCUCAACCCAUUGGAGGAAUGCUGAUGUGCUGGUCCUCAAUUCAGGGCAUUGGUGGAAUUAUGGCAAGACAAUACAACAGGGAAUUUACUUCCAAGUAGGUCAAGAAGUGAAGAUCGAGAUGGGGAUCAAGGAAGCAUACAGGAAGUCCAUGGAGACUGUGAUGCACUGGAUAAUGAAUGAAGUUGACACAAACAAGACGCAGAUCUUCUUCCGAACCUACGAACCCGCCCAUUUCAUGCAAGGAAAGUGGAACACAGGAGGGACCUGCCAGAAAGAAACUCUGCCCGAGUUGGAGGCACCUAGAGAGCCAGUACAUCCUUGGACACAAGUACAAUUUGAGUCAGUAGCCAACGAAAUCCUUCCUAAUCGCACAAUUCAGGACAGAGUGUUCCAUGUUCUGAAGAUAACGGAUAUGACUGCCAGAAGGAAAGACGGCCAUUUGUCUAUCUACUCUACCCACAGAGCGUCGUCACUGCGUAAUCAGGAUUGCAGCCAUUGGUGCCUGCCUGGUGUCCCUGAUUCGUGGAAUGAACUUCUCUAUGCUAUGUUCCUCAAGCUCGAGGCCAAGCGCCGUCCUCCUGCGUCGAACGUGUCAUCAUCGCCGUCGUACCAAGCUCCGAUGAACGGCGGCAGGGAAAAAAUCGAUUGAGGGAAGUGGGUGCAUGCAGUGGCGGGGUAGCGAGGACUUCGUUUUAAGGUGGUUCUAGUGUAAACAAUUGUACGUUAAGUUUUAUUACUUUUCUACGAUACGACUUGUUUUUUUAUAUUUUAAGACAUUUUUAAAUGUAUUUAUCAUUUAAACUGUAAAGAGUGUGACUAUGAUGUAUACUUUGAAAAUUCAUUCAUAACUUCAUUGUUAAUUUAACAUUAAAGUGUGUUCUUUGUGUAUUUUAUUGUGGAAAAUAUUCUUUGAAAAAUUACUAAAU
Linum tenue is the source of this 1953-nucleotide messenger RNA. NCBI's taxonomy places the organism in Eukaryota, Viridiplantae, Streptophyta, Magnoliopsida, Malpighiales, Linaceae. The record is from the annotation of a GenBank genome assembly.